AUGCUCAAUCCUGAUAGCCAAUGCCCACUGACCGUUCAGUUGACAGCUGUGCCUCUUGUCACAAACUUAGCUUCUCGUUAUUCGGUUUUUCUCUUCGCCAAGGCCAUCGAAGUUUUGCCGACCGCUGGUCAGAACCUACCUCCAGAUGAGAUAGGAGACUCACCGCAGGUCUUGGAGAAAUCCAGAUCAGUCUGGGUGGAACAGGGCUUAGUUCGUGGGAAGAUCUACAACAUUGAUGGACGACAUAUUCAGAUAUUCCGAGGUAUUCCUUAUGCUGAACCUCCACUUGGAAAUCUUAGAUUUGCUAAGCCUGUAAAAAAAUCUCGAUGGCACCAGGAGCUAUCUGCCGUCGAAUACGGCCCUCCUUGUAUACAGUUCAUGGAUUUCCAUCGAUAUGAUAAGUUUUCUGCUGAAAAUAUGAAACGUCAAAGCGAGGAUUGUCUCUAUCUAAACGUCUUCAGUCCUUACGACAACGAAGAUGAAUCAAAGACUUUUCCGAUUAUCGUGUGGAUCCAUGGUGGUUCAUUCCUGGCCGGAUCUGCUGAUACUGGUAUCGAUAUGGAGGUAGGUGUUGAAAAAGGUUUUUUCGAGUGUACUACCCACUCUACUAAUAAGCUGUACUAA
Messenger RNA from Haemonchus placei, 624 nucleotides. The record is from the annotation of a GenBank genome assembly. NCBI's taxonomy places the organism in Eukaryota, Metazoa, Nematoda, Chromadorea, Rhabditida, Trichostrongylidae.